GUCGGCUUCCCGUCGUGGGUGCGUGAUCGUGUGUUUUCACUGAGUUUUUUCUGUCGUCGUCUCGCAAAGCUUCGACGAGAUAGUGUCGUGGUCGGGGAUAUAGGACACGCCGAAAUAGUUUGACCCCGCAGUGAAGUGAGGAACGAUAAAAGACGUGAGAAACGUGCCAGGACGCGGGAAUAUUCCGGGGGAGGCGAGGAGCAUUGCUCGCGCAGGCUGAAGCAUGGUGGGACCAUGGUCGAUGUCGGGACGACGGAGGAGCGUGGUCUUCCUCCGAAGAAUCAACACGACACGUCCCGUGAAAACGCACACAGAACUCCCGUCAUCUAAAAUGGAAAUACCGUACUCGGGUGAUUGCUUCAAAAAUUCUGACGCUUUUCCGGAGCGCUCAAAGUCAGCCAGCAUAUGGUCUCCCUCGGAACGUGAUCGUCUUGAAUGUGUUUGUGGUCGAAAUUUGGCGGAAAAGCGAUAUUCGAGAAAAGAAAACGCCGCCCCACUCGUCGUCAGGAACCCGGUUCAUCUGCGCAAACUUGAAGAGCCUAUCGAGCGCAAACGAGAGUACUGGAGCGACAAUCUUCUUUACAUUAUGCGUCGCGAAGGUCUCAUCCCCGACAACUGUCCGGUAGUCAUGGAUCGACCGACCCCCGAGGAACCUUACAGAUUGUCGGCACAUGUUGUCCGCCUGCUGGAGCAGGAGCCUCAGUUGUACAUUGCCAAAUCUAGCAUCAAGAUACCCAGUUUCGACUCCGUCGAUUCCGAUCGAUCCAUGUCCAGCUUUGCUGACGCGAAGAGGAGCAAGAGCCCUUUUCCGUUCUCCAGAGCGGAGCACAGGGCUACAGAAAAUUCAGACCUGUGUGCGGAGUCGUCUCGUUAUUCAUCUCAUACGUCCUUCGACGGAGACCAAGACCUCUCAUCGAGCUCAUACACUGACAUGGAGCGCUCGCGGAAACCGCAUUCAUUCUCCACGAUAUCAGAAGCUCGUUCACGUCGUUCGCUUUGCGGACAGAAACGGCAUUAUUCCACCUCAAGUGCCGAAAAACAUGCUGAAGAUUCCCUCCGAGAUCGGGUGUAAGUUAUAUCAUUGCGCUAGCGCCAAUCAAAGAGAGAGCUAGGAAGCAGGAGUGAGCACGCCUCAGACCCCUGAACGUGACCGCGCAGCCGCCGAAUGACCCUAAUCCCGAUUACUUUAUCCUGUUUUUUGGUCUUAUUUCAAGAGUGUGGUAACUUUUAACCAGUACAAAACCGACGUAUAGUCCGUAUUCGUAGCAACCCAUAAUUUUAGCCUAAUUUAUCACCAAUGAAUUGAAGAAGGAGCGGUUUUGAUCUUGUGUUUCAUAGGGCUAUCCAUUGAUCUCAUUGGAUACCACGAAGCGGAUUUAGCAAUCCCGCAGAGGAAAUCCAUGUUUUUUUUCAAUUCUUCCCGAUUUCAUCGUCCCAUCUCGUCCUCGGGGAUUGCUUCCCGGAAGUUCCAUCCCGGGGAUUCGAUGAGGGACGUGACGGGGAUAUUCCGGGAAAACCUGUUGAUUUACCGAAACUAACUUGUGUCACGGUACGCGCUUCCCAAGGGAGGUAGCUUCCCGUGGCCCAUAGCAGCUUUUAAAAUGUGAAAAACACUGCUCCUUCUAUCAGCCUGAAGUUCGUAAUCCAGCCCGGAGGAAGAUUAUGCUCUAAACUUUGAUGCUUCCCGAGUUGAGCUCGAGAUGUCUCUCACAGUUUCCUCGAAGAAGGGAUUCCUAAGAGCUGACUACGUUGAGACUCCUCGAGCCGGUCGAAAAUGCAGCGAACAAGAAGUCUCCGAUUUCAUUCAUUACCCAGUGAUCAAGAAAUGAGCUCUGCCGCUCCCUCCCUGAAUCGUGCGCGGCCUAAUUGUAUGAGUUCCGGCGGGCACUGCUUAUGAUUGAUGAUAGGAAAAAACUGGAAUAAAAUUGUUUUCGAUAAGAAUGUCUUCCGCGAAGCAA
This is a messenger RNA of Galendromus occidentalis (western predatory mite), 1958 nucleotides long. RefSeq lists its product as uncharacterized. Lineage: Eukaryota; Metazoa; Arthropoda; Arachnida; Mesostigmata; Phytoseiidae. The transcript has 4 exons. Bases 224 to 1072 code for a protein of 282 amino acids. The record is from RefSeq and is a predicted model, not a curated record.